UCAGAGGAGUCUUUUUCUGGUCUUGAACGAAGUUCCGCUAUCAGGGGGGGUUUAAUGGCGAAUCUACUUAGAAAUCGAAAGAGGGUUUUCCCUUUAUGUCGUGCUCCUGAUGGAAGUGCCUCCCAAAAAUGUGAUUUAUGUGGGGUUUCAGUUGCAAUUGCCAUUUAUGAUAUGCAUGAAUGUAAGCUAAAACAAGGAAGAAAAGGAGGAAAGAAGAGAAACAAAAAAUGUGAAUCAUUUAGUAAGGAUGAUGAUCAAAGAAAGGCUAUGAAGUGUGAAGAUGAUGGAAAUAAUCAAACUAUUGAUGAUGGUGGAAAGGGUUUCUCUGACCAACCAAGAUCAGCUUUUUGCUUUUUCAUAGAAAGUUUACAAAAGGGUAAUUUUUUCGAUGCUGAUAAAGGGUUUGAAAAAUGGGAGUGUAUGUCAUUUAAGGAAAGAAGCCCUUUUGUCAUUGAAGCUGAAAAGGUGAAUUUAGCUUAUGAGAGUAUCUUACUCAAAGAGGUCCAGGUUGAACCACUGGUAAUGUCAACUAUCAUCAUAUCUGCAUUGAUUGCUUACAUUUCCAUGAAUUCGAUAAGUGUAUUGUACCUGGCUAUAUGUCAGUAUGUAUUAUGCGAUCCUGAUGGAAGAUAUCAAGUGUGCGCGAUUUAUGACGAUGUGUUAUAUCUGAUACUGAUGGAAGUUAUAAAGCAAGUUAUGCUUGUUUGA
Molecule: messenger RNA, 708 nt
Organism: Papaver somniferum (opium poppy)
Lineage: Eukaryota; Viridiplantae; Streptophyta; Magnoliopsida; Ranunculales; Papaveraceae
Product: high mobility group B protein 7-like
Exons: 4
Coding region: 55-708 (217 amino acids)
Source: RefSeq, a predicted model, not a curated record